Molecule: messenger RNA, 1982 nt
Organism: Scleropages formosus (Asian bonytongue)
Lineage: Eukaryota; Metazoa; Chordata; Actinopteri; Osteoglossiformes; Osteoglossidae
Gene: jkamp
Product: jnk1/mapk8 associated membrane protein
Exons: 7
Coding region: 110-1030 (306 amino acids)
Biological process (GO): ERAD pathway; response to unfolded protein
Cellular component (GO): membrane
Molecular function (GO): ubiquitin protein ligase binding
Source: RefSeq, a predicted model, not a curated record
CGUUCUAUCACUUCCGCUUCCAUUUCGUCUGACUAUGAGUCGAAUAAGAAAACCGUAGAAUUGGUGUGCUGUCUUAUUCAGUCAAGUUCAACUUAAGAGACCACGUAUCAUGGCGGUAGCUAUGAGUUCGACCUGCCCGGGUUUGUACUGCGGAAAGGUCAACGACUCGUUCGAGGGUGAAUCAUGUGGGGCGUGCCCCCGAGGUGAGAGAAGCAACAUUCAGAAGAUAUGUGAGAAAUGCACCGAGACCCCCGAGCUCUAUGAUUGGCUCUACCUGGGCUUCAUGGCAAUGCUACCGCUGGUCCUACAUUGGUUCUUCAUAGAGUGGUACUCCGGAAAGAAAAGCUCCAGCGCUCUGUUCCAGCACAUCACCGCGCUGCUGGAAUGCGGGGUGGCUGCUCUGGUGACGCUACUGGUGAACGACCCUGUGGGCAAGCUGUCUAUCCGGUCCUGCCGGGUCAAAAUGCUGUCAGACUGGUACACCAUGCUGUACAAUCCCAGCCCGGACUAUGUCACUACGCUGCACUGUACCCAGGAAGCUGUGUUCCCAUUGUACACAAUAGUGUUGAUCUACUAUGCUUUCUGCUUGGUCUUUAUGAUGCUGCUGAGACCUCUCUUGGUGAAGAAGAUAGCAUGUGGUCUGGGGAAAUCUGACCGCUUCAAAAGCAUCUAUGCUGCCCUCUAUUUCUUUCCUAUUCUCACAGUGCUACAAGCUGUGGGUGGUGGAUUGCUCUACUAUGCGUUUCCGUACAUCAUCUUGGUUUUAUCCCUGGUAACUCUUGCCGUCUACAUGUCAGCCUCAGAAAUACAGUCCUUCAAAAACCUUGUUGCCAAGAAGAAGAGGCUGGUGGUGCUGUUCAGCCACUGGCUGCUUCAUGCCUAUGGCAUCAUCUCCAUCUCCCGAUUAGACAAACUGGAGCAGGACUUGCCCCUGCUGGCCCUGGUGCCAGGUCCCGCCCUCUUCUACCUGCUCACUGCCAAGUUCACAGAGCCCAACAGGAUUUUGUCAGAAGGGGGAAAUGGGCACUGAGAGGUAGCCAUUGAUUACCGUAGCGCCUGCUUGGUGGAUCCUUUGGCUGAGGUGGUUGGGGUCAAAAUAGAAGGGACUCAUCCCGGUCUCUUCUGUUACUCUUUUGGCACCAAUGGGAGGCAAUGGUGAUGUUGCUGAUUUAAUUUGACACAAUUCCAUACCCUGAAAUGAUGUGGGCUCUGUGUGCUGUCGCAUUCCUUUGACUUGGAGAGUAAAUUAUUAAAGCAGCUGCGUCUGCUUCUAUAAAGCAAAGCUACAUAUUUGUACUGUAAGGUGUGAAUGAUUUAGUGGAAACGCAUGCUUGUGGUCAAAUGUCUCUGCCUCAUUUUGCGUUUUUUGUAAAAACUUGAUGUACACUGUAUUUUUUCCAGAGUGUCUUCCUUUUAGCUCUCACAUCUGUCAAAGUUAACAAUCCAUUGUAUUUUUGAGAAUUAGACAUCGUUUUAAUUCUAGUACAAUUCCAUCUGACCCUUGGAAUUCAACCGAUUUUUUUUUUUUUUUUUCUUUUAAUUUUUUUACUAUUUUUGUUUUUGCGUGAUAAUGACGGCAGACUUGUUCACAGGAGUAAGUUUAGGUAAAACACUUACCACCAUGGAAUCAAUGUGCCAAAGUACUUUAUGACAGCAACACUGUCUUUCUAACACAUAGAGGUUACACUAAGCAAAAACUAAACUGCGUAAACCCUAUCGCUUAUAUGCCUUUGCAUGUAGAAUAAAUCAACAUAAAAUACUUUUGCUGCUGAACGUAAGUAUAGUAUCUGCAAACAGCAUGCCUAAAAUGUUUGCCUCAAUAUAAGAUUAUAUUGAGGAAAAUGCGAUCACUGUGUAUUCAUGGAACUGUAUAAAAUGUUAAACUCCAUUGUGGCAGUUGUUUUGAUAACUUUCUUCUGGAUUGUUAAAACAAUGUUUAAUUUAUGUGUAUGUAAUUCUAUUUAUAUAAUCCUAAAGACAGC